AUGCCGCAAGAGACGUACGACAUCGUGAUCGUGGGAGCCGGCCCCGUUGGCCUCCUGCUGUCCCUUUGCCUUUCCAGAUGGGGCUAUAAAGUGAAGCACAUCGACAACCGACCCGUGCCCACCAAAACCGGCCGCGCAGAUGGAAUCCAACCCCGGUCCAUGGAGAUCUUGCGAAAUCUAGGGCUCAAGCGCAGCUUAAUGGCGUACGAACCUGCAAAGGUCUACAACGUCGCCUUCUGGGACCCGUUGCCCGACGGAAAAGGAAUCGGGCGCACUGGAAAUUGGCCCAGCUGCCCAGAUUUCAUCGAUACGCGUUAUCCAUUUACAACGCUCCUGCACCAGGGGAAAAUUGAACGGGUCUUUUUGGAGGAAAUCGAAAAGGCCGGGACGGUGGUCGAGCGCCCUUCAACCAUUGUUGAUUUUAAGAAUAACGGGAAAGAUGCCGAAUUCCCAGUUGAGGUGGAGCUGAAAGAUAUUGACACCAACGUCUGUACAACCGUACGCACGAAAUAUCUUUUUGGAGGGGAGGGUGCCCGGAGUCUCAUCAGAGAACGAUUGAACAUUGGCAUUCGGCAUAAAGACCCCAUUGCGCACGUAUGGGGUGUGAUGGAUGGUGUUGUGAGAACAAACUUUCCAGACAUCAAAACGAAAUGCACCAUUCACUCUGACCACGGCUCAAUCAUGGUCAUCCCUCGGGAAGAUGACAUGGUUCGUUUGUAUGUCCAGUUAGCCUCAUCCACAGACAAAGAUUGGAACCCAAGGAUGACCGCUACUGUGGACCAAGUCAAAGAAGCUGCAGUCAAAGUCUUCAAGCCAUUCGACAUCACUUGGGAUCGCAUUGAAUGGUACUCUGUAUAUCCCAUCGGCCAAGGCAUUUCAGAAAAGUAUACUCUGGACCACCGAGUAUUUAUCGGAGGCGAUGCUUGCCAUACUCACAGCCCCAAAGCUGGCCAAGGCAUGAACACUGCAUUCCACGAUGCACUAAACCUUGCAUGGAAAAUCCAUCUCGUAGAAGGGGGAAUGGCUAAGCGUGAUAUCCUCACCACCUAUGAAUCCGAGCGAAAGAUGAUUGCCGAAAACCUCCUUGACUUUGAUGCCAAGUAUGCCAAACUCUUUUCCACUCGCAUUCCUUCAGUCGGCGAGGUGGAUUCAGCUCUUGGGCGCGCCAAGUCAGAUGAGACCAACGAGUUCGUCAAAGCCUUCAAAUCCGCCUGCGAGUUCACCAGCGGCUAUGGCGUCGCCUACAAACCAAACAUCUUCACCUGGUCCCCAGCCCACCCCGCCAAAUCCCCUCUUUUCCACCCCAAGGGCGUCAAAGUCGUCCCCGGCCGCGCUCUUCCGACAUGCACCGUAACCCGUGUCCUCGACUUCAACCGCGUUGCCCUGGAACAAGAAAUCCCCACCAACGGCUCCUUCAGAUUCUUCGUCCUGGCCGGCGACGUUAACAAGACCAAGACUGCCCUCGCCGACUUCAACGCCAAUCUUCAAAAGUCUCGCUCCUUUUACUCCACAUACUCCCGGCCUGCCGACCAAGCUGCGUCCUAUUUUGAGCGUCACAAUCCACACUCGCGAUUCUUCAGUCUCUGUCUGAUCUUUGCUAAUCAGAAAGAAGAGGUUGAGAUUUCAGCCUUGCCAAGCACUUUCCAGGCGUAUUCACACCAUAUUUACGCUGAUGAUCGGUCCGAUCGGUUUGUACCCGAUGCGCUAGCGCCGUUUCACGCAAAAGUAGGCUUGGACGCUGAACGGGGUGGUGUUGUUGUGGUCAGGCCCGAUGGCCACGUUGCUUGCGUGGUGGAGUUGGUGGAGGGAUCGGGGACUGUGGAUGCACUCAAUGAAUUCUUUGGGUCGUUUUCUGAGAAGCCACUCGGUGGAGAGGCGGGACAGUCGAGGCUUUGA
This is a messenger RNA of Uncinocarpus reesii 1704, 1896 nucleotides long. RefSeq lists its product as uncharacterized. The transcript is spliced from 3 exons. Bases 1 to 1896 code for a protein of 631 amino acids. The record is from RefSeq and is a predicted model, not a curated record. NCBI's taxonomy places the organism in Eukaryota, Fungi, Ascomycota, Eurotiomycetes, Onygenales, Onygenaceae. Gene Ontology annotation, molecular function: FAD binding.